UCUUUCAGUCAGAGAAAUCACACAAACGCAACCACAAAACCCUAGCACUGUAAGCCUACACCACCGCCACAAGGAGUGGCAUACUGCCGCCAUCCGUCGCACUCAAAGUUCGCCAUCCGUCGCACUCAAAGUUCGCCAUCCGUCAUCUAGCUUCCCUCGUGCUCCAAGUCUUCAACCCCUGUUCGCUGUCACCGAUCGCAGUUGCUUCCUCGAGCUCGGCGUCCGUCGUCUUUGUCUGCUCAGCCGCGCUUCCGUCGCCGUUUGUUUGCCGUUCACGUUCGCGUCUUCGUUCGCGUUCGCUCGGCUUUCACCGUUCGCGUUCACUCGCUGUUCACCGUUCGAGUUCGCGUUCGUCUGGAAGCCACGUUGCUCUGCUUCAAACUCUGCGACCAACCCGCGCCUCCACUCAGCCGUCGAAGUGCUAUCUGUUGUCCCCGCCAUUUCUUUCAUUCAAUGGCGUCCAUGCUUUCUGCCAAGACCAACAACCUGCGUUACGCUGCUCGCAUUCUUCAAAACCAUGGCAGACCCACGUCGCUCUCUCCACCAUUCUCCCAUCAUCUUUAUCACCGUUCAACUCACCCUCACCUGGUUGGGAACCAAGGUUAUGGUAAUGGGUACUUGAUGUUGUAUCAGAGGCUUCUAUCGGGAACUAAUGCUAGUAAUGCUAAAGAAGAAAAGCCAGCACAAGGUACCUCUGAAAAAGGUGAUUCUGGUGAAGGAAGAGAGUCUGGGAACGAACGAGAUCAGAAAAGUGAUGCUGGGAAAUCAGUUCGUGGAUCGCCUAUUUCUUGGUUGAGUUUUCUUUUGCUGGUUGUCACUGGAGCUGGAUUGGUAGUAUACUACGACCGGGAAAAGAAACGACAUAUUGAAGAAAUACGUAUUGCUUCUGAGGCAGUUAAGCAGGGACCUUCGGCAGGAAAAGCUGCAAUUGGGGGGCCAUUUCACCUUAUCAACCACGAUGGGAAAUAUGUAACUGAAAAGGACUUCGUGGGCAAAUGGACGCUGUUAUACUUUGGCUUCACACAUUGCCCAGAUAUCUGCCCUGAUGAACUAGUGAAGUUAGCAGCUGCUGUUGAUAAAAUAAAGGCGAAAGCCGGAAUUGAAAUUGUACCAGUUUUUAUCUCUGUUGAUCCUGAGAGGGAUACUGUUGAACAAGUGCGGGAAUAUGUCAAAGAAUUCCAUCCAUCAUUGAUUGGGUUAACUGGUACCCCAGAAGAAAUAAAAAGUGUAGCCCGUGCAUAUCGUGUUUAUUAUAUGAAGACAGCAGAGGAAGAUUCAGAUUAUCUUGUUGACCACUCCAUAGUUAUGUACUUGAUGGGGCCUAACAUGGAAUUUGUGAAGUUUUUUGGCAAGAACAAUGAUGUUGACUCUCUGACUGAUGGAAUAAUCAAAGAGAUAAAGCAGUAUAAGAAGUAAUUCAUCUCAUUCUAUUAAUACAUCCUUUGGGGAUAAAUUGUUAGAGCUUUUGGCUUUAAGAUAGGACAUAGAAGAUUACACUAUCAAAUCUGAAUAUACUUCUAGAGAUUUGGUAUGUUUUAAGAGCGGCAAUUCAAUUAGUGUCAUUGUUUUAAUGAUUGAUAUUAAACUCCAAAAAUGAAAUCACGGAAUAUGUGAAAUUUUGGGGCCAAUUUUAAUAAAACCAUGGUUUAUACUUUGGAUUUUGAUUUAA
Molecule: messenger RNA, 1669 nt
Organism: Arachis stenosperma
Lineage: Eukaryota; Viridiplantae; Streptophyta; Magnoliopsida; Fabales; Fabaceae
Product: protein SCO1 homolog 1, mitochondrial
Exons: 8
Coding region: 454-1416 (320 amino acids)
Biological process (GO): mitochondrial respiratory chain complex IV assembly
Source: RefSeq, a predicted model, not a curated record